AUUUUAUUAUUGAAAGUUUGCGGAAGAGCCAACUCUAAGCUCUUUAUUCUUAUCCAUCUCCGUCCCUGUACUAAGAAGAAACCCAAACGAAAAGAGAAAAUGUCCGAUGUCGCCAAUGACUCAUCGCCACCCUUCAAACCCUACGCCCUAACCCAAACCUUGACCGGCCACAAACGCCCUCUCUCCGCCGUCAAAUUCUCCUCCGACGGCCGCCUCCUCGUCUCCUCCUCCGCCGACAAAACCCUCCGCACCUACUCCCUCUCCCCAUCAAACCCUCCUUCGUCCCCUCUCACCCACGUCCACGACUUCCACGGCCACCAGCAGGGCGUCUCCGAUGUCGCCUUCUCCGCCGACUCUCGCUUCCUCGUCUCCGCCUCCGAUGACAAAACCCUCCGCCUCUGGGACGUCACCACGGGAUCCUCCAUCAAGUCCUUCACCGGCCACACCAAUUACGUCUUCUGCGCCAAUUUCAACCCUCAGAGUAACAUGAUCGUCUCUGGCUCCUUUGACGAGACCGUCAGGAUUUGGGACGUCAAGAGCGGCAAGUGCCUGAAGGUUCUCCCUGCCCACUCCGAUCCCGUCACCUCCGUCGAUUUCAACCGGGACGGCUCCCUCAUCGUUUCAAGUAGCUACGAUGGGUUGUGCCGGAUUUGGGAUUCCGGGACUGGGCAUUGUAUGAAGACUCUGAUUGACGAUGAGAACCCUCCCGUUUCGUUUGUUAGGUUUUCUCCCAAUGGCAAGUUCAUUCUCGUUGGAACCCUUGAUAAUACUUUGAGGCUAUGGAACUUUUCAACUGGGAAGUUCCUGAAAACAUACACAGGCCACACAAACUCCAAGUUCUGUAUUUCAUCAGCAUUCUCAAUAACAAAUGGGAAGUACAUUGUUGGCGGCUCUGAAGACAAUUGUGUAUACCUGUGGGAACUCCAGACCCGGAAAAUAAUGCAGAAGUUGGAAGGGCAUACUGACACUGUGAUAUCUGUAGCAUGUCAUCCGACGCAGAAUAUGAUCGCAUCUGGUGCACUUGGCAACGACAAAACUGUGAAGAUUUGGACCCAGGAAAAGGAUCAAUAGUUGACCCUUCACUCUUGGGAUUUCGCUUGCUCUCACCAGGUAGAAGCAUUGACUGUUGGUUGUGGAUAUUCAAGGUUCUGUCAACUGUGCAUGCCACUUUGGCAGCGUGCAGGUUCUGAACUUGAAGCUUCACUUGGUUUCAACCACUGUAUUCUCAAGAGGUUUUUGGUGGACUGAGAUUGUAGCUAGAAAUGCUAUGUUUAUUGUAAUCAAAGCAGCACUAGUUAAGCCUUGUGCCUUUUGGAGGUGUUUCUCUUUGCAGGGUUGGCCUUUGGUAAACUAACCUAAAUAUGUUGUUCUGCCGUGGCUAGGACUGGAGAAUUACUUUUCCAGUUGAGUUGUCAAACAGAAAAUUACUUGGUGCAAGCACAAGAAGGGAGGACGACACAGAAAAGAAACUUAAGAACAAAUGUGGGCGGUAACUGCCGAU
Molecule: messenger RNA, 1501 nt
Organism: Linum tenue
Lineage: Eukaryota; Viridiplantae; Streptophyta; Magnoliopsida; Malpighiales; Linaceae
Source: the annotation of a GenBank genome assembly